AUGGCGUCGCCUUCUCACAAAGAUUCGACCCAGCAGGGCUCAUUCCUAAGCCCUGUUGCCGUGUCAUAUCCUUCUGGCACAGAGCGCUCGUUUUCCGUGGAAUCUGCAGCAGCAUCAUCUUCAUUCACUGGCCCGACAGCAGACCUAGACCAGGACCCAAAUACCCUAAAAUCAUUUCUCUCGCCAGACAUGGCGUGGACUCAGAAUCCAGAUCGGCUCACAGUCCAUCAUGCUUCCCGUCAACCCUCAUCGUCGAUUGGCGGCGUCACCAUGCGUCCGCGCUCAAUUUCGUACGCUUCAACCACGGAUACGUUCGUUCACUCGGAUGCUGGCUCAAACGCCAGUUACCAAGCCCAUAUGAACAACGCAGCUGAUGACUUUACGUUAUUUUCCGAAGCGUUAACGCCAGAUCCUCGCUAUAGGGCCGAUUUUCAAGUUUCUAAUAAUUGCUUUGCCUUUUCGCCGGGCCAGCUGAACAAGAUGCAGAACCCCAAAUCUCUUGCCGCCUUCCAUGCCCUAGGUGGCUUACAAGGGCUGAGACGGGGCCUGCGGACAGACAUUAAUGCGGGUCUAUCAGUUGACGAGAGUCGGCUGGAAGGCACUGUCGAUUUUCAACAGGUGACGCCGCCGCUGUACAACAGGAAGUCCUCAAUCAGCAAACCCACGCAGGAGAUCGAUUCCAAACUCAUCUCGGCACCAGUAUCAACUUGCGGUGGCUCGCCCUUUGAAGACCGUAUCCGUGUCUUCGGCCAAAAUCAACUUCCUGCUCGAAAGUCCACUGGGUUCUUGAAACUCUUUUGGAUUGCUUAUAAAGAUAAGAUUAUUAUUUUGCUGACCAUCGCCGCUAUUGUGUCAUUGUCUCUGGGAAUAUACGAGAGUGUGGAUGGGGGUACGGGUGUUGAGUGGGUGGAAGGUGUGGCUAUUUGCGUGGCGAUUUUGAUCGUCACCAUCGUCACGGCUGCCAAUGACUGGCAGAAGGAAAAGCAAUUUGCUAAACUUAACAAGCGGAAUGACGAUCGCGAGGUCAAAGUGAUCCGCUCGGGCAAAUCUAGGAUGAUGUCUGUCUACGAAGUUAUGGUCGGCGAUGUUCUGCACCUAGAGUCCGGAGACUCUAUCCCUGCUGAUGGCAUCUUGAUAUCUGGCCAUGGCGUGAAAUGCGACGAGUCAUCUGCUACGGGUGAGUCUGAUCAGAUAAAAAAGAUCGACGGACAGGAAGCCUGGCUGCAGAUUAUUGAGGGCCGAGCGACGAGGAAGCUCGAUCCAUUCCUGAUCUCCGGAAGCAAAAUCCUUGAAGGAGUGGGCACAUACCUGGUUACUAGUGUCGGUCCAUAUUCCACGUAUGGUCAGAUCAUAAUGUCGCUGCAGACGUCGAACGAUCCUACUCCGCUCCAGGUGAAGCUAGGACGGCUUGCGAACUGGAUUGGAUAUCUUGGCUCAGCUGCUGCCAUUAUACUAUUCUUUGUCCUCUUGUUCCGAUUUAUCUCUGAUCUUCCGAAUCACCCCAAUACGGGCCCUGCUGAGAAGGGCAAGGAAUUCGUGGAUAUUUUGAUUGUUGCCGUGACUGUUAUUGUUGUUGCUAUCCCAGAGGGCUUGCCAUUGGCAGUAACGCUUGCCCUUGCUUUUGCCACAACACGCAUGGUAAAAGAGAACAAUCUUGUUCGAGUUCUUCGUGCCUGUGAAACGAUGGGCAAUGCCACCGUGGUAUGCUCCGACAAAACAGGCACUCUGACACAGAAUAAGAUGACCGUGGUCGCUGGUACCUGGGGCUCCGAUCAAAAAUUCGGCUUUGCGUCGGAGAUUGAUGAUGACACCGGUAUGCAGACCACCUCAGAGGCCUUUCAACGGUGCUCACCCCUGGUCCGCAAUCUCAUCACUAAGAGCGUUGCAUUGAACUCGACUGCGUUUGAAGAGGAACGAGAUGGCUGCAAGGAGUUUGUGGGGAGCAAGACUGAAGUCGCACUUCUUCAGCUUGCACAGGUCUAUCUGGGCAUGGAUCUUGCUUCAGUGCGCGGUUCUGCUGAAAUUAUCCAGCUCAUUCCAUUCGACUCCGCGCGAAAGUGCAUGGGUGUUGUAUACUUUCAAUCUGAUGCAGGGUAUCGUCUCCUUGUCAAAGGGGCAGCCGAAAUUAUGGCCGAUGCCUGCAGUAUGAAAAUCACCGAUAUUGAUAUGUCUAAAGAGAAAAUCCAUACAGAGUCACUGCAAAAGACGGACAGACAAAAAAUCAUAAGGAUGAUCGAUCAGUACGCCCAGGGAUCUCUUCGGACAAUCGGAAUGGUGUACAGGGACUUCGAUGUCUGGCCACCGAAACAAGCUCAAAAACUCGAUGACGAUCCGUCUGUCGCUAACUUCGAUGAUGUCUUCCGAGACAUGACUUGGAUCGGAGUUGUGGCAAUUCAGGACCCUGUUCGACCCGAGGUUGUUCCAGCAAUCCGCAAGUGUCAUUCUGCAGGAGUGCAGGUCAAAAUGGUGACGGGAGAUAAUGUCGCGACCGCCAUCGCUAUUGCAUUAUCUUGUGGCAUCUUGACUGAAAAUGGGCUGGUCAUGGAAGGUCCUCAGUUUCGGCAGCUGCCAGAUGAGGAGAUGGACCGUGUGAUUCCCCGUCUGCAGGUGUUGGCGCGUUCAUCUCCCGAUGACAAACGUACUUUAGUGGCACGGCUCAAGGCCAUUGGCGAAACAGUCGCAGUCACAGGAGACGGCACGAAUGAUGGGCCUGCUUUGAGAACUGCAGAUGUCGGCUUCUCUAUGGGCAUAGCUGGUACUGAGGUUGCCAAGGAAGCCAGCUCUAUCAUUCUUUUAGAUGAUAACUUCAAGUCCAUCGUUACGGCUAUUGCUUGGGGACGAGCGGUCAAUGACGCUGUUGCCAAGUUUUUGCAGUUCCAGAUCACGGUCAAUAUCACGGCCGUUAUCUUGACAUUUGUUUCAUCUGUGUCCAGCAGCUCUAACACCAGCGUCCUGAAUGCUGUGCAGCUACUUUGGGUGAACCUGAUUAUGGAUACUUUUGCAGCUUUGGCCUUAGCCACCGAUGCUCCUACAGAGAAAAUCUUGGAUCGCAAACCUGUGCCUAAAAGUGCUUCACUGUUUACAAUGACCAUGUGGAAGAUGAUUCUUGGGCAGACAGUAUACAAACUCACAGUCAUCUUCAUACUCUAUUUCGCCGGAGACAAACUCCUCGGCGCGCACCUCGAUAAUUCAGACCUUGAUCAUCGAUCAAAACAGCUAUCUACAGUCGUCUUUAACACAUUCGUCUGGAUGCAGAUCUUCAACAUGUUCAAUAAUCGCCGCCUCGAUAACAAAUUCAAUAUCUUCGAAGGCAUGUUCCGGAACUACUGGUUUCUGGGCAUCACCGCCAUCAUAGUUGGCGGCCAAGUCAUGAUCGUAUACAUUGGCGGUGCGGCCUUUGGCGUGACCCGAAUCAAUGGCAUUCUCUGGGCCAUUUGCCUAAUAUGCGCCCUCGGUUGCGUUCCAUGGGCUGUCAUCUUGCGUAUCAUUCCAGAUCGCCAUUUCGGAGUUCUAUUUAACGCAGUAGUUGGCGGAAUGACAUUUCUACUGCUGCCGUUCUUCAACGGUUUCAAGGCCCUUCUUCGCGGCAUGAAGGAAUUUUGUUGCCUUUGA
This is a messenger RNA of Penicillium manginii, 3612 nucleotides long. RefSeq lists its product as uncharacterized. The transcript has 5 exons. NCBI's taxonomy places the organism in Eukaryota, Fungi, Ascomycota, Eurotiomycetes, Eurotiales, Aspergillaceae. Gene Ontology annotation, molecular function: ATP binding; ATP hydrolysis activity; P-type calcium transporter activity. Gene Ontology annotation, biological process: calcium ion transmembrane transport; intracellular calcium ion homeostasis. Bases 1 to 3612 code for a protein of 1203 amino acids. The record is from RefSeq and is a predicted model, not a curated record. Gene Ontology annotation, cellular component: intracellular membrane-bounded organelle; membrane.